AAGAAAGAGAGAGACAGAGAGAAAAUAUAUAGAAAUAUCAAAUUUGAAAAAAAGAAAAAAAAACAAUUACAUCUAUAAGUGAAACUAUGUCGCAAGAUUCAGUCCGAAAAAUUACAAAAUCUAAUGUGGAUAAGGCUAGACAACUUGUAAUGAAACAUAAUACGAAGAGAAAAAGAGAUAUGGAAGUCACAAAUAAUCGUAAAGUUACUUCUUAUUGUAAGAGAUUUCAAGGUGAUAAGAGAAGUAGGACAGCACUUGUAGGAUUUUCAAAGAAUUUAGCAUUGUUAGAGAUGCAAUCUUAUAUCGCCCAUCAAGAUUGGAAGCAUGCAUUAAAUUUAUUUCCUAGACUUCUCGAAUGUCCUAUUGAAUUGGAGCCUUUAAUAUGGAGAUACGCAUUUAUAAUUUUAUUGCAUACGAAUGAUCCAUUACAUCUCCAUCAAUUUUUCAGUCAGUGCAUUGGUAGUCACAGUUCAAAUAACAGCAUUUUAUUAAAAAAGUUAUUGUUAUUACCUUUAGAAGAUGAUAAUUCAAGAAUAUGUUCCAGAAUGAGAUAACAGUAAUGUGGAACAUAAAGCAAUAAAUCCAUAUGCCAAACAUUAACAAAC
Trachymyrmex septentrionalis is the source of this 605-nucleotide messenger RNA. RefSeq lists its product as uncharacterized. Lineage: Eukaryota; Metazoa; Arthropoda; Insecta; Hymenoptera; Formicidae. The coding region runs from base 87 to 554 and encodes 155 amino acids. The transcript has 4 exons. The record is from RefSeq and is a predicted model, not a curated record.